Messenger RNA from Penicillium longicatenatum, 1596 nucleotides. RefSeq names its product histidine phosphatase family protein. Gene Ontology annotation, molecular function: acid phosphatase activity. Lineage: Eukaryota; Fungi; Ascomycota; Eurotiomycetes; Eurotiales; Aspergillaceae. The record is from RefSeq and is a predicted model, not a curated record. The transcript has a single exon. The coding region runs from base 1 to 1596 and encodes 531 amino acids.
AUGGUGGGGCAAAGGAAUCAAUACACUCCCCCGGAGGAGGAGUGCCUGCUAGGUGACAGGUCCGAGCCGAUACCUCACAAGUCAUCUCCCACAUGGAGAAGGCUACGCAUCAUAGCCGUCAUCACAGCUAUCCUCAGUGCUCUUGCCCUGGGCCUGUUAUAUAUGACGAACGAGUACGAACCCUCAUCUGGGAGCGUGGACGUGGAAAGUAGGAAUCCUGACCAGCCAUUGGUUGCGUCGUAUAGGUCCAAGAAACAGGUCGUGCACCGUCCCCAUGGCUGCAACACCGUUCGUAGCGGCUACGAGUGUUUCUCCGAUAUCUCCCACCGCUGGGGCCAAUACUCACCUUACUUCUCACUGGCUGAGGAAGGUAUCUCCGACGCCGUUCCACAACAGUGCGAUGUCACCUUCGUGCAGGUACUUUCCCGCCACGGCGCACGGUACCCCACCGCAUCCAAGAGCAAGAAGUAUGCAGAGCUCAUAGAGGCCAUUCAGGCCAACGCCACCGCGUACAAGAACAACACCGCAUUCCUGCGCUCAUACAACUACACGCUCGGCAGCGAUGAUCUCACAUCCUUUGGCGAGCGCGAAAUGGUCAACUCAGGCAUCAAGUUCUACGAGCGCUAUGAAGCUCUAACGCGUGACAAUGUCCCCUUCGUCCGGGCCUCGGGCUCCUCGCGCGUGAUAGAAUCAGGAAACCUCUUCCUCAAGGGAUUCCAGCACACAAAGCACCAAGACAAAAAAGCUCUGCACGCGCAGGCUGCACCAAAAGUUAACGUCGUCAUCUCCGAAGAUGCUGGCUCAAACAAUACCCUCAACCACAACACCUGUCCGGCAUUUGAAGCCAGCACCGUCGGCGACGACGUCACAGAUAACUACACCGCUAUCUUCGCGCCGCCCAUCCAAGCUCGUCUCCAGUCUCUCCUUCCAGGCGUCAUCCUCUCCCUCGAUGACGUUACUUACCUCAUGGACAUGUGCGCUUUCGACACCAUCUCCGACACGGUCGACGGGAGCAGGAAAUCUGAUUUCUGUGCCCUCUUCACCUCGUCCGAAUGGUCGCAGUACAAUUACUACCAGACCCUGGACAAGUACUACGGCUACGGUGCCGGAAACCCAUUGGGCCCAACCCAAGGCGUUGGAUUCGUCAACGAGCUCAUCGCGCGUUUAACACGGACUCCCGUGCGUGAUCACACCUCUUCAAACCACACGCUGGAUAACGGACCCGGUGCUGCGACUACAUUCCCGUUGAACAAGAAUAUCUAUGCAGACUUUACCCAUGAUAAUGGCAUGAUUCCCAUUUUCUUUGCGCUGGGCCUGUAUAACUCUACUGCGACUUUACCUACCACUCAUAUCCAGUCGGAUAGUGCUGCGGAUGGAUUCUCUGCUGCAUGGACUGUGCCGUUCGGAGCACGGGCAUAUAUUGAGAUGAUGAAGUGUACUGCGGAGAAGGAGCCGUUGGUGCGGAUCUUGGUUAAUGACCGGGUCGUUCCCUUGCAAGGGUGUGAUGUUGAUGCGCUGGGUCGUUGCAAGAAGAGUGAUUUCAUUAAUGCGCUGAGCUUUGCUAGGGAAGGUGGCGAUUGGGCCAGUUGCUAUUAG